GCUCUCCUCCUGCAUGGACCUGCAGUAUAUGAGAGGGUCUCCUGUAGCAUCACUGCAGUGUAGAGGAGGGCAGGACGGCUUUAAAAGGAUGUGUUAAAAGGAUGGUGCACCAGGAGAAACGCAUUUACCAGGCUCAGAGGAAUGAGAGGGAGUCGAUCAGGCAGAAACUUGCCCUUGGCAGUUUCUAUGACGACGAGCCUGUCAUCUACACCAGCUGCAGCAAGAACGGCCCAUCCUCCCGGCGGCAGAGCGGCGUAAACCUACAGGUGUGUUUUGUUAAUGACAGCAGUAGUGACAAAGACAGUGAUGCUGAGGACAGCAGGACAGAGACCAGUUUGGACACACCGCUGUCUCCUGUGAGCAAGCAGAGCUCGUCAUUGUCGGACCGGGACACCGGAGAGGAGGACUCGGAUCCGUUAGAUGACUGCAGUGGGUUUUGGCGGGUGCAGCGGAGGCUGCAGGAGGAGGCCCGGGUGGCGCUGGCUCUGGCUCAACCCAUGGCCCGCAUGCAGGUGGAGGUGGAGAGGCAAAUUCAGCUGCACAGACGCUCGCCUGUGGCUGACCUGCUCCCCCAUAUGCCCCACAUCAGCGAGGCCUUAAUCAAGUGGAAUCUGAGGCGAGGGGACAUGAGAAACAUGAGUCUUGGGCAGCUACAAGUCAUCACAAAUGACUUGCACUCACAGAUUCAGAGUUUAAAUGAGGAGCUGGUGCAGCUGCUGCUGAUGAGGGAUGAGCUGCAUGUCGAGCAGGACGCCAUGUUGGUGGACAUAGAGGACCUCACCAGGCAUACACACAGCCAUCAGCGGCACCAGGCGGCAAAAGCAGCUUCUAAGUAAAGAAUCGGUUCUGUCUGCACGCUGCUCAACCUCCCAUUCCACACUAUAGUGUUGCUGUUAACACUCUGCUGACUGUUUCUGUAGAGCCCAAUGCAGCGUAUAGUAUUAACACAUCCAGUAUUUGUACAGUAACACUGCACGGUCCUGUUUGGGUAAGAUUUUAGUAAAGACACGUGAGUUUGUGCAGCAUUUUCUCUCUCACUCAGCAUGAUACAUCAUCCUAUACUUCAGAGAAUUUAGAUGGGAAUCCACUUGACAUAACUCCAACCCAGACUUUAUUAAGUGUGAGGUAAUUUUUGCACAGUUUACACAUUUUUUAAAUGGCUUGAUUUUUUGUUUGUUUGUUUUUUAGA
Nematolebias whitei (Rio pearlfish) is the source of this 1189-nucleotide messenger RNA. RefSeq lists its product as uncharacterized. The transcript has 7 exons. The record is from RefSeq and is a predicted model, not a curated record. NCBI's taxonomy places the organism in Eukaryota, Metazoa, Chordata, Actinopteri, Cyprinodontiformes, Rivulidae. The coding region runs from base 102 to 836 and encodes 244 amino acids. Gene Ontology annotation, biological process: positive regulation of hippo signaling. Gene Ontology annotation, cellular component: cell junction; plasma membrane.